AUGAAGGGAGACAUGCGCCGGCGAGACUCGCUCCAAACACGGAUUACAGGCGGUUGCCUGUCUUUUCAGGCGGAGUGUGAGAUGCCCGGUCUAAUGAGAAACGCCAAUAUGCGCCGGAAGAUCCUUUUGGCGGUCGUUGUGCUCCUGCUGGCGAGCUGUGGCAAACCGGCUGAUAUGGAACUGUCCGGGACUCUCGAUUUGCUCGGUUUCGGAUUCAGUAUGGAUUAUCCGGGAGGGUGGUCUACCGCACAAAUCGGGGAAAAGGUAGUCGCCGUUGCUGAAAACGAGUGGGAAAGCGAACGACUGUCUUUCCGGUUCGAUGAUACUGGAUUCACGUGGAUCUAUGGCCAGAGCCCAUUGUCCGCGGAAAAAGGCGACGAUGCUCCCGUGGCAUCUAUACAAACCAAGGUUUCCGGCUAUCAGGUAAUAUUCACGAUGAGUGAAACACAGUAUUUGACGGCCAAGGUCAAUGGUAGUCUUAUCCGCUCGGAUAUUGCCCACGAGCCCCUGCGGGAGUUCUUCGAAGCUGCUGUUGUGUUGUACGGAUAUGCGAAGCCGAAGGAGAGCGAGAUAUCGGAAAUCGAGAUCUUCGGAGUUCCGGCGAUAAGCGGCACCCUGCGGAACAGAUAUAGCGCCGCGAUUCUCAUCUUGGGUCACAAAGACGAUGUUACAUUCAGUCUUCGAGUUCUUGCGCGGUCGAGGCGCUUGCUCAAGGCGUUCAUGCCGACGUGGGAAGAAAUGCUCGAAAGCAUACAGUUGUUAGAAGAGUAG
This is a messenger RNA of Geodia barretti, 771 nucleotides long. Lineage: Eukaryota; Metazoa; Porifera; Demospongiae; Tetractinellida; Geodiidae. The record is from the annotation of a GenBank genome assembly.